GUAUCCCUCAGUUAUGUGGUAGAAACAAUAAAUCAAGUCUCGCAUUAUCUUUAAGUUCGUGGCCGCUGCCUCUUGAUGUCAUCCCUUGCAAAAGGUCAUCUGGUCCUCAUUAGGACAGACUCCAGCCAAAGCUUCGAGCUCUGCUAGUAAGGAUGAGUGUGGUGUUUGACUAACCUGCGUCAGCCGCUGUUCUCUUCGCUUUCCGUUGUUUGUUUUCAAAACCGCUCCGAAUAUUAAUAAUGGCUGGCCCUCUACAUACUUACGGACCGACGUGCCUCCUCGCUGGCGACGAUCCAGACCCCUCUACCUGGCACUCUCUCACCCAGCCGCCACGACCUCGUCCUCAAUUCUUCUACGUCUCAUCUCUGCCGAUAGACGAUCCUCUCAGCUCACUACCACCUCCGUCCAGUGGCCAGUCUUUCGACGAGCGGGUACCGCCGCAGCCGUUUUCCGUUAGAGACAAUAUCUCGCUAGAAGCAGCUUGGUUAUCGAUACGCGUACAGAACCUCAAGGCGACCAGGAAGCGGAAAGGUUUCGGAGCAGAUGCGUUAGAAAUAAACGCCGGGAUAGCCGUUCCUGGGAAAGAGCGUGCGGGAACUGCAGAUGGCCAAGCAGACAGCCUGGGGAGAACUGGUCGUCGACGAAACCGUGGCGCUGGCACUUCUUCCGAUUCUCAUAUGCAAGCCUUGCCGCAAAGACUAGCGUCUCGGUAUAAUGAUGAUUUCGGCAGCGGGGAGUAUCAGGGUAGUGAAUUGAAACAGUCGAGUGAUCAGUCAGCACCGAACAGCAGCAUGGGGGGUAGCUUCUCGACAAGCAGCGCAGCGUAUCGGAAAAGAGAACUCUCUCCGGUUGGCAACGCAAAGAGUUUCCGGCGAAAGAUCGGGGAGUCGGGAGAUGAUUCAGGUUUUGACCCUGGAAGCGUAGGUUCACUUGGUCAUCACUCUCGCGACGGCAGCAUCAGUGGAUCACCUUUCAUCAGGGUUCCUGUUACCCAGCCGUCCAGCCCUUUGUCUCAUUCCAUUGACUCCAUUUCGGUGAGAGAUGGAACUCAGAGUCUUCAGGAGCAAACUGCGAGCCAGACCUACACAGCGUCGAAGCCUUCUGGGCUCAGAACUAGCACUUAUCAGGAGGAAGUGCGAGACCACUCUACGGAGCAUACUGAUGUCGAUUCAGAAGACGAGGAGCCCUCCGCGAAAAUCCCGGUCGGCGUGUCUCGACUUCACCUAGUCGAAUUGCCAAAUUUAAAGAUGAAACCGAUUUACUGGAGUCCACUACACGAUAUAUCAAAUGUUCUCCGCGCAACCUGGUUUUACAAGAAUACAAUGUUACCGGUAGAGACCGAACUCGCCAAUCGAUUAGAAGAGGGAUAUAUCUAUCUGAAACCCUGGACCCAGACGUGGCAAGACGAACUGAACAGCUGUGUGGAGAACGGAGCUGAUGCUGAAUUAAAGAUCGUGCAUCGGUUAUGGCCCAAGGAUAGCAUCUCCUCGAGCAUAGAUGCUAACAUUCGAGAGGUCGAAGGUCAUGGUUCGGAGUCGGCAGACUAUGUUGACUUCUGGGCCUCCGGUAGCUCAGGUGCACAUGCUGCGGCUGUCAAGCCUUACAUGAACUCGAGCGUCGUGUAUGCCGAUGGAACGAACGCACAGAUCCUUCGCCCUAGUCUGCUGCCUUCAGUAUCGAGAGGAAGGAGACCGCUUAGUGCCAUAAGAAAAGGACGCCAAAUUGGUAUACCUGUCGUCCGCGGUUUUAGCCGCAAACAGUGGGAGCGAUUGCACCCGUCCAAGCCUAGCCCUGUGGAUGUUCGAAACUACCUUCGCAGAGCUCAAGACAAAACAAUGAGGCCGAGCCGAGCCGGCGAGAUCUGCUAUGCCUGCGCCAUGGAGGAAGCGAGACCUACGCCAACUGACUUAGUCUUUGUCAUACAUGGCAUUGGGCAGAAGCUCUCGGAGCGCAUGGAGAGCUUCCACUUCACCCAUGCCAUCAACGCCUUUCGACGUCAGGUCAAUGUGGAACUAAAUAGUGAAGAAGUAUGGCCACAUGUGCGCGAGGGCCACAGUGGAAUCAUGGUACUCCCUAUAAACUGGCGGUCAACUCUGUCCUUGGAGGACUCCAAUCUCGAAGCUCAGGUUACAGACGACCCUGCUGCGAAUCAUUUCAGUUUAAAGGAUAUCACCCCAGAGACAAUACCAGCUGUCCGGUCCCUAAUCAGCGACGUCAUCCUCGACAUUCCUUAUUACCUAUCACACCACAAACCGAAGAUGAUCCAGGCCGUCGUAAAAGAGGCUAAUCGGGUAUUUCGUCUGUGGUGCAAGAACAACCCUGGUUUCCAACAAAAUGGCCGCGUCCAUUUGGUUGCGCACUCACUUGGGAGCGCAAUGGCAGUAGACAUCCUCAGUCACCAGCCGACCAAAAUUCCGGAUUUUGACUUCUCCAAUACCUCCAUCCACCCAGACAUAUUCGAGUUUGACACGAAGAACCUCUUCAUCUGCGGAAGUCCAGUGGGCUUGUUCCUAUUUAUCAAUAAAGCGAACCUUUCUCCCAGAAAAGGACGUGAUAAGCCAGGCUCUGAGGGAGACGACCGGCUGUGCGGAGUAGCAGGCGAGGCAGACACAUACGGCUGCUUGGCCGUGGACAAUUUGUACAACAUAAUGCAUACCACAGACCCCAUCGCGUAUCGUGUGAACGCCGCAGUCGACAGUGAUCUCGCCAAUUCACUAAAACCCGCCAUGAUCCCAGGCUCAACAUCCACAUUCUGGCGCUCCUUCGGCAGUGCCUUCCGCUGGAGCAGCUCCACAGCGUCUGUGCCCGAGCGUCCCUCCGUAAUAGCAAAGCUACCAUCAAACGUGGAAAUGGAAACACACGAUUUCACACGCGAGGAGAUAGCCGAAAAACGAAUGCUCCUGCUGAACGAUAACGGCCAAGUUGACUACUUCCUGACUGGAGGCGGUGGUGCCUUGAAUAUUCAAUACCUCAACAUGCUUAGCGCGCAUAGCAGCUACUGGACGCUCACGGACUUCGUGCGAUUCCUCGUUAUAGAGAUCGCUCGGAAGCAGAGUCGCGACGCAGUCUUGCCGGCAUUGAGGGCGGAGAAGAAGAAGGGAUGGAAGUACCAUAAAGGGUGAUAUUCUCCGUAGGCGAAUGCGGUGCUCUGAAGAAGUUAGGUUUUGUUGGAAUGUUGCUCGAGGUGAUUGGAGAACUACACGAUGACACAUAGAUACCCUACUCAUUGAUCUCGUUUGCUUUUUGUUUUCUUCUUGCUUUCUACACUUAUAUCACAUCUACUUCCAAAUCUAUAUCAUCAUAGAAACCAUUUGCUAGGAUAAUAGCAAUACUUGAUAU
This is a messenger RNA of Aspergillus nidulans FGSC A4, 3339 nucleotides long. Its product is annotated as DDHD family phospholipase. Gene Ontology annotation, molecular function: metal ion binding. The transcript is spliced from 4 exons. NCBI's taxonomy places the organism in Eukaryota, Fungi, Ascomycota, Eurotiomycetes, Eurotiales, Aspergillaceae. The record is from RefSeq and is a predicted model, not a curated record. Bases 240 to 3122 code for a protein of 960 amino acids.